UCGGUGUUGGUGGUAGGCUGCUGCCCCUAGCGGCAUACGACAUUGUUUCAAGUGUUGUUAUCAAAGGGCGGCUGGGCCACGCAAUAGUAAUGUGAUGUAACUUGCCGAAGGUUGGGCUUUUUUGGAGUGAGAAAGGGAGGCGAUAAGAUGGGGUGUUGUACAAAGGGCUGUUACGGUGGUCUUAUUACAUAACGUCGACGAGAACCGCCCCUCACUUCAGGGAAUAAUAUUACGCAACUUUGCCCACACCAUUUAGUCCACAAGGCGCGUGUUUGCCGAAGGAGACGAAAGCAUGUCGAGCACCAAGAUCGUGUCGGCUCUCGCCAGCAAAGUCCGCUUUUGUCCGAGGCGAUGCAGGUCCACGGCGGCGUCCACCAAGAGCCAGCGGCGGGAGAAGGAGCAGGAUGGAUGCGCGGUGGUGGAGGCGGACCCCGUGGAGCUCAUCAGCCAGAGCGGCAAGGCGCCAAAAGAUGGAGAAAAGCUGAGCAAAAUCCACAUCGACUUCAACAACACGGAGGAGGCUUAUAAAAGUAAGGACAACGUCGAGCUGCUGAGGAGCCUGCUGGUCUUCAAGCUGUGCACCGUUGACGUGCUGGUGGAGAAGAACCGGGAGUUAAUGGAGCUGAGCAAGAAGCUGCUGGGUCAGCGGUUGUUCGAGAAGCUGAUGAAGAUGACCUUCUACGGACAGUUUGUGGCCGGGGAAGACCACAACGCCAUCAAACCCCUCAUCCAGAAGAACCAGGCCUUUGGCGUGGGCGCCGUGCUGGAUUACAGCGUGGAAGAGGACUUGACCAAAGAGGAGGCGGAAAAGAAGGAGAUGGAUUCAUGUCUGUCUCAGGCAGAAAAAGAAAGUCCAGAUGCUGAACACCGUGAGAAGAAGUACAAGGCCCAUCGGCAGUUCGGGGACAGGCGCGGUGGCGUCAUCAGCGCCCGCACAUACUUCUACGCAGACGAGGUCAAAUGUGACAACCAGUUGGAAACCUUCAUCAACUGCAUCAAAGCCUCAGGCGGCGCCUCUGCAGAUGGCUUUUCGGCCAUCAAAAUGACAGCCUUGGGACGCCCACAAUUCCUUCUCCAGUUUUCCGAGGUCUUGGUCAAAUGGAAGCAGUUCUUUAAGUUCCUGGCAGCACAGCAGGGCAAGUCGGAAAUGACGACGUUGGAGCAAAAACUGGAGCCGGAACAACUCAAGGAAAGUUUGACCAAGCUGGGUGUUGCUGCCAAGGAAGACAUUGAAAACUGGUUCACUGGAGAGAAGCUGGGUCUGUCGGGGACCAUAGAUAUGCUGGAUUGGAACAGUUUAAUCAAUGAUACAACAAAAAUCUCCAACCUUCUUAUGGUGCCAAACCUUGAGACGGGCCAGCUGGAACCUUUUCUGAACAUGUUUACAGCUGAGGAGGAACGACAAAUGAAGCGAAUGCUGCAAAGAGUGGACGUUCUUGCUAAUUACGCCGUGGAAAACGGCGUGCGGCUCAUGGUGGACGCCGAGCAGACGUACUUCCAGCCAGCUAUUAGUCGCCUGACGCUGGAAAUGCAGAGGAAGUUCAACAGAGAGAAACCAAUCAUAUUCAACACGUACCAAUGCUACCUGAAGGAAGCCUACGAGAACGUGACAGUGGACGUGGAGUUGUCGCGCAGGGAGGGCUGGUACUUUGGCGCCAAGCUGGUCCGCGGCGCCUACAUGUACCAGGAAAGGGCCCGAGCCGAGGAGAUCGGCUACGAGGACCCGAUAAACCCCGACUACGAGGCCACCAACAGGAUGUACCACAAGUGUUUGGAGUACUUGCUGGAGGACAUCGACCACAGCCGUAGAGCAAACAUCAUGGUUGCCACUCAUAACGAGGACACGGUGAAAUUCACCUUAAAAAUGAUGAACGAGAUGGGCCUGUCACCCACUGAGAAUAAAGUCUACUUUGGGCAGCUGCUUGGUAUGUGUGACCAGAUCAGCUUCCCGCUAGGUCAGGCGGGCUUCCCGGUCUACAAGUACGUCCCGUACGGUCCUGUCAACGAGGUCAUCCCGUAUUUGUCCCGCCGCGCUCAGGAGAACCGCGGCUUCAUGAAGGGCUCGCAGAGAGAGCGCAGCCUGCUGUGGAAGGAGCUGAAGCGCAGGCUGCUGGGGGGGCAGAUCCUCUACCGCCCCGUCUACUGAGUCACAUGACCGCCCUCAGGCAUCCGUGACUCACCACACCACUAACUCUUUUUCCCAACAACUGGAUUCGUGUUGUUUCUUGCAAGUAUAUUUAUUCUACUCUGCAGUGACAAUCACAAAUCUUCACUUUUGGGUUGUUUGUCCAACCAAGAAGAGACACAACACUAACACUAAACAACACAAAUUGUGGGCGGUGGGUGUUCAUUCGUUAACAGCUGGGUCAGCUUGAGCUUGCCAAAUAGUGAUCCUCACUCAUUGACACCCUGCAAGUGUUUACAAACACGUCAUUAAUGAGACAUUUGGACUAACCUUACAACAUGUUAACAGGCGUGCAAGAGGUCGGCUCACUAUUUGGCAAGUUCCACCUUGCCACAGUUGCUAUAUUAGCUUUAAAACUGUAUUUAAAUACUGUGGCCACUGAUUGGCUCAGCCCCAGGAAGCAUUACUAUUUUAGAUUAAAAGAGUGUAUAUGUCGUUAAGGUGAUAAUUAAUUAACAGCUGAGUCAGCUUGAGUUUGCUAAAUAGUGAUCCCCACUCAUUGACACCCCGCAAGUGUUUACAAACACGUCAUUAAUGAGACAUUUGGACUAACUUUACAACAAACAUGUCAUCAAUGAGACAUCUAGACUAACCUACAACAUGUUAACGGGCGUGCAAGAGGUCGGCUCACUAUUUGGCAAGUUCCACCUGGCCACAGUUGCUAUAUUAGCUUUAAAACUGUAUAUAAAUACUGUGGUCAUUUGGAGGUUCUGCCUUUUUAGUGAAGUAUAAGCACUAAUAUCUAUAGUAUAUAUCACUAAAGAGGAAAUACCAACAUAAAAACAUAAAAAUCGUCACAUCCAGCUUCUAAUAUUGCCACAUCGCACAUUUUUUUAAAGCAUAUUUCACAACAUUUUUGCCUUAAAUUAGGUAUUUUUAUGCAUGAAAAUGGCUAAAUGAACUAAAAGUGUCAACAUUGCAGUAGUAUUGGCCAUUAGAGAGGAGCAAACUAAGUAUCAGUAUCGUGGCCGCUGAUUGGCUCAGCCCCAGGAAGCAUUACUAUAUUGGAUUAAAAGAGUGUAAAUGUGACUAAAGUUUGUUAUUUCCUGUCAAGAGGGCUUUCAUCAUUUUGAAAAAUGUGGGCGGUGACAUAACAAGUCGUUUAGGUGUUAAUUCGUUAACAGCUGAGUCAGCGAGAGCUUGCCAAAUAGUGAUCCCCACUCAUUGACACCCUGUAACUGUUUACAAACAUGUCAUUAAUAAGACAUUUGGACUAACCUUACAACAUGUUAACAGGCGUGCAAGAGGUCGGCUCACUAUUCGGCAAGUUCCACCUUGCCACAGUUGCUAUAUUAGCUUUAAAACUGUAUAUAAAUACUGUGGUCAUUUGGAGGUUCUGCCUUUUUAGUGAAGUAUAAGCACUAAUAUCUAUAGUAUAUAUCACUAAAGAGGAAAUACCAACAUAAAAUGUUAUACAGUCGUCACAUCCAGCUUCUAAUAUUGCCGCUCUACCACAUUGCACAUUUUUUUAAAGCAUAUUUCACAACAUUUUUGCCUUAAAUUAGGUAUUUUUAUGCAUGAAAAUGGCUAAAUGAACUAAAAGUAUCAACAUUGCAGUAGUAUUGGCCAUUAGAGAGGAGCAAACUAAGUAUCAGUAUCGUGGCCGCUGAUUGGCUCAGCCCCAGGAAGCAUUACUAUAUUGGAUUAAAAGAGUGUAAAUGUGACUAAAGUUUGUUAUUUCCUGUCAAGAGGGCUUUCAUCAUUUUGAAAAAUGUGGGCGGUGACAUAACAAGUCGUUUAGGUGAUAAUUCAUUAACAGCUGAGUCAGCGAGAGCUUGCCAAAUAGUGAUCCCCACUCAUUGACACCCUGCAAGUGUUUACAAACACGUCAUUAAUGAGACAUUUGGACUAACCUUACAACAUGUUAACAGGCGUGCAAGAGGUCGGCUCACUAUUUGGCAAGUUCCACCUUGCCACAGUUGCUAUAUUAGCUUUAAAACUGUAUACAAAUACUGUGGUCAUUUGGAAGUUCUGCCACAUAGGAGGCAAAAGGGGGCCUUUUUUAGUAAAGUAUAAGCACUAAUAUCUAUAGUAUAUAUCACUAAUGAGGAAAUACCAACAUAAAAUGUAAUACAGUCGUCAUAUCAAGCUUCUAAUAUUGCGGCAUUUUUGCCUUAAACUAAGUAUUUUCAUGCAUGAAAAUGGCUAAAAGUAGCAACAUCACAGUAGUAUUGGCCAUUAGAGAGGAGCAAACAAAGUAUCAGUAUCGUGGCCGCUGAUUGGCUCAGCCCCAGGAAGCAUUACUAUAUUGGAUUAAAAGAGUGUAAAUGUGACUAAAGUUUGUUAUUUCCUGUCAAGAGGGCUUUCAUCAUUUUGAAAAAUGUGGGCGGUGACAUAACAAGUCGUUUAGGUGAUAAUUCGUUAACAGCUGAGUCAGCGAGAGCUUGCCAAAUAGUGAUCCCCACUCAUUGACACCCUGCAAGUGUUUACAAACACGUCAUUAAUGAGACAUUUGGACUAACCUUACAACAUGUUCACAGGCGUGCAAGAGGUCGGCUCACUAUUUGGCAAGUUCCACCUUGCCACAGUUGCUAUUAUAGCUUUAAAACUGUAUUUAAAUACUGUGGCCACUGAUUGGCUCAGCCCCAGGAAGCAUUACUAUAUUAGAUUAAAAGAGUGUAAAUGUGACUAACAAGUCGUUAAGGUGUUAAUUCAUUAACAGCUGAGUCAGCUUGAGUUUGCCAAAUAGUGAUCCCCACUCAUUGACACCCUGCAAGUGUUUACAAACACGUCAUUAAUAAGACAUUUGGACUAACUUUACAACAAACAUGUCAUCAAUGAGACAUCUAGACUAACCUACAACAUGUUAACGGGCGUGCAAGAGGUCGGCUCACUAUUUGGCAAGUUCCACCUUGCCACAGUUGCUAUAUUAGCUUUAAAACUGUAUAUAAAUACUGUGGUCAUUUGGAGGUUCUGCCUUUUUAGUGAAGUAUAAGCACUAAUAUCUAUAGUAUAUAUCACUAAAGAGGAAAUACCAACAUAAAAUGUAAUACAGCCGUCACAUCCAGCUUCUAAUAUUGCCGCUCUACCACAUUGCACAUUUUUUUAAAGCAUAUUUCACAACAUUUUUGCCUUAAAUUAGGUAUUUUUAUGCAUGAAAAUGGCUAAAUGAACUAAAAGUGUCAACAUUGCAGUAGUAUUGGCCAUUAGAGAGGAGCAAACUAAGUAUCAGUAUCGUGGCCACUGAUUGGCUCUGCCCCAGGAAGCAUUACUAUAUUGGAUUAAAAGAGUGUAAAUGUGACUAAAGUUUGUUAUUUCCUGUCAAGAGGGCUUUCAUCAUUUUGAAAAAUGUGGGCGGUGACAUAACAAGUCGUUUAAGUGUUAAUUCGUUAACAGCUGAGUCAGCGAGAGCUUGCCAAAUAGUGAUCCCCACUCAUUGACACCCUGCAAGUGUUUACAAACACGUCAUUAAUAAGACAUUUGGACUAACCUUACAACAUGUUAACAGGCGUGCAAGAGGUCGGCUCACUAUUUGGCAAGUUCCACCUUGCCACAUUUGCUAUAUUAGCUUUAAAACUGUAUUUAAAUACUGUGGCCACUGAUUGGCUCAGCCCCAGGAAGCAUUACUAUAUUAGAUUAAAAGAGUGUAAAUGUGACUAACAAGUAACAAGUCGUUUAGGUGUUAAUUCAUUAACAGCUGAGUCAGCGAGAGCUUGCCAAAUAGUGAUCCCCACUCAUUGACACCCUGUAACUGUUUACAAACACGUCAUUAAUAAGACAUUUGGACUAACCUUACAACAUGUUAACAGGCGUGCAAGAGGUCGGCUCACUAUUUGGCAAGUUCCACCUUGCCACAUUUGCUAUAUUAGCUUUUAAACUGUAUUUAAAUACUGUGGCCACUGAUUGGCUCAGCCCCAGGAAGCAUUACUAUUUUAGAUUAAAAGAGUGUAAAUGUCGUUAAGGUGAUAAUUAAUUAACAGCGGAGUCAGCUUGAGUUUGCCAAAUAGUGAUCCCCACUCAUUGACACCCUGCAAGUGUUUAUAAACACGUCAUUAAUGAGACAUUUGGACUAACUUUACAACAAACAUGUCAUCAAUGAGACAUCUAGACUAACCUACAACAUGUUAACAGGCGUGCAAGAGGUCGGCUCACUAUUUGGCAAGUUCCACCUUGCCACAGUUGCUAUAUUAGCUUUAAAACUGUAUAUAAAUACUGUGGCCAUUUGGAUGUUCCGCCUUUUUAGGGAAGUAUAAGCACUAAUAUCUAUAGUAUAUAUCACUAAAGAGGAAAUACCAACAUAAAAACAUAAAAAUAGUCACAUCCAGCUUCUAAUAUUGCCACAUCGCACAUUUUUUUAAAGCAUAUUUCACAACAUUUUUGCCUUAAAUUAGGUAUUUUUAUGCAUGAAAAUGGCUAAAUGGACUAAAAGUGUCAACAUUGCAGUAGUAUUGGCCAUUAGAGAGGAGCAAACUAAGUAUCAGUGUCGUGGCCACUGAUUGGCUCAGCCCCAGGAAGCAUUACUAUAUUGGAUUAAAAAAGUGUAAAUGUGACUAAAGUUUGUUAUUUCCUGUCAAGAGGGCUUUCAUCAUUUUGAAAAAUGUGGGCGGUGACAUAACAAGUCGUUUAGGUGUUAAUUCAUUAACAGCUGAGUCAGCAAGAGCUUGCCAAAUAGUGAUCCCCACUCAUUGACACCCUGCAAGUGUUUACAAACACGUCAUUAAUAAGACAUUUGGACUAACCUUACAACAUGUUAACGGGCGUGCAAGAGGUCAGCUCACUAUUUGGCAAGUUCCACCUUGCCACAGUUGCUAUAUUAGCUUUAAAACUGUAUAUAAAUACUGUGGUCAUUUGGAGGUUCUGCCUUUUUAGUGAAGUAUAAGCACUAAUAUCUAUAGUAUAUAUCACUAAAGAGGAAAUACCAACAUAAAAUGUAAUACAGCCGUCACAUCCAGCUUCUAAUAUUGCCGCUCUACCACAUCGCACAUUUUUUUAAAGCAUAUUUCACAACAUUUUUGCCUUAAAUUAGGUAUUUUUAUGCAUGAAAAUGGCUAAGUGAACUAAAAGUGUCAACAUUGCAGUAGUAUUGGCCAUUAGAGAGGAGCAAACUAAGUAUCAGUAUCGUGGCCACUGAUUGGCUCUGCCCCAGGAAGCAUUACUAUAUUGGAUUAAAAGAGUGUAAAUGUGACUAAAGUUUGUUAUUUCCUGUCAAGAGGGCUUUCAUCAUUUUGAAAAAUGUGGGCGGUGACAUAACAAGUCGUUAAGGUGUUAAUUCAUUAACAGCUGAGUCAGCGAGAGCUUGCCAAAUAGUGAUCCCCACUCAUUGAUACCCUGCAAGUGUUUACAAACACGUCAUUAAUGAGACAUUUGGACUAACCUUACAACAUGUUAACAGGCGCGCAAGAGGUCGGCUCACUAUUUGGCAAGUUCCACCUUGCCACAUUUGCUAUAUUAGCUUUAAAACUGUAUACAAAUACUGUGGCCACUGAUUGGCUCAGCCCCAGGAAGCAUUACUAUAUUAGAUUAAAAGAGUGUAAAUGUGACUAACAAGUCGUUUAGGUGUUAAUUCAUUAACAGCUGAGUCAGCUUGAGUUUGCCAAAUAGUGAUCCCCACUCUUUGACACCCUGCAAGUGUUUACAAACACGUCAUUAAUGAGACAUUUGGACUAACUUUACAACAAACAUGUCAUCAAUGAGACAUCUAGACUAACCUACAACAUGUUAACGGGCGUGCAAGAGGUCGGCUCACUAUUUGGCAAGUUCCACCUUGCCACAGUUGCUAUAUUAUCUUUAAAACUGUAUAUAAAUACUGUGGUCAUUUGGAGGUUCUGCCUUUUUAGUGAAGUAUAAGCACUAAUAUCUAUAGUAUAUUUCACUAAAGAGGAAAUACCAACAUAAAAUGUAAUACAGUCGUCACAUCCAGCUUCGAAUAUUGCGGCUUUACCACAUCGCACAUUUUUUUAAGCGUAUUUCACAACAUUUUUGCCUUAAAUUAGGUAUUUUUAUGCAUGAAAAUGGCUAAAUGAACUAAAAGUAUCAACAUUGCAGUAGUAUUGGCCAUUAGAGAGGAGCAAACUAAGUAUCAGUAUCGUGGCCGCUGAUUGGCUCAGCCCCAGGAAGCAUUACUAUAUUGGAUUAAAAGAGUGUAAAUGUGACUAAAGUUUGUUAUUUCCUGUCAAGAGGGCUUUCAUCAUUUUGAAAAAUGUGGGCGGUGACAUAACAAGUCGUUUAGGUGAUAAUUCGUUAACAGCUGAGUCAGCGAGAGCUUGCCAAAUAGUGAUCCCCACUCAUUGACACCCUGCAAGUGUUUACAAACACGUCAUUAAUGAGACAUUUGGACUAACCUUACAACAUGUUAACAGGCGUGAAAGAGGUCGGCUCACUAUUCGGCAAGUUCCACCUGGCCACAGUUGCUAUAUUAGCUUUAAAACUGUAUAUAAAUACUGUGGUCAUUUGGAGGUUCUGCCUUUUUAGUGAAGUAUAAGCACUAAUAUCUAUAGUAUAUAUCACUAAAGAGGAAAUACCAACAUAAAAUGUCAUACAGCCAUCACAUCCAGCUUCUAAUAUUGCCGCUCUACCACAUCGCACAUUUUUUAAAGCAUAUUUCACAACAUUUUUGCCUUAAAUUAGGUAUUUUUAUGCAUGAAAAUGGCUAAAUGAACUAAAAGUGUCAACAUUGCAGUAGUAUUGGCCAUUACAGAAGAGCAAACAAAGUAUCAGUAUCGUGGCCGCUGAUUGGCUCAGCCCCAGGAAGCAUUACUAUAUUGGAUUAAAAGAGUGUAAAUGUGACUAAAGUUCGUUAUUUUCUGUCAAGAUGGCUUUCAUCAUUUUGAGAAAUCUGGGCGGUGACAUAACAAGUCGUUUAGGUGUUAAUUUGUUAACAGCUGAGUCAGCGAGAGCUUGCCAAAUAGUGAUCCCCACUCAUUGACACCCUGCAAGUGUUUACAAACACGUCAUUAAUGAGACAUUUGGACUUACCUUACAACAUGUUAACAGGCGUGCAAGAGGUCGGCUCACUAUUUGGCAAGUUCCACCUUGCCACAGUUGCUAUUAUAGCUUUAAAACUGUAUUUAAAUACUGUGGCCACUGAUUGGCUCAGCCCCAGGAAGCAUUACUAUAUUAGAUUAAAAGAGUGUAAAUGUGACUAACAAGUCGUUUAGGUGUUAAUUCAUUAACAGCUGAGUCAGCGAGAGCUUGCCAAAUAGUGAUCCCCACUCAUUGACACCCUGCAAGUGUUUACAAACACGUCAUUGAUGAGACAUUUGGACUAACUUUACUACAAACAUGUCAUCAAUGAGACAUCUAGACUAACCUACAACAUGUCAACGGGCGUGCAAGAGGUCGGCUCACUAUUUGGCAAGUUCCACCUGGCCACAGUUGCUAUAUUAGCUUUAAAACUGUAUAUAAAUACUGUGGUCAUUUGGAGGUUCUGCCUUUUUAGUGAAGUAUAAGCACUAAUAUCUAUAGUAUAUAUCACUAAAGAGGAAAUACCAACAUAAAAACAUAAAAAUCGUCACAUCCAGCUUCUAAUAUUGCCACAUCGCACAUUUUUUAAAAGCAUAUUUCACAACAUUUUUGCCUUAAAUUAGGUAUUUUUAUGAAUGAAACUGGCUAAAUGAACUAAAAGUAUCAACAUUGCAGUAGUAUUGGCCAUUAGAGAAGAGCAAGCUAAGUAUCAGUGUCGUGGCCACUGAUUGGCUCAGCCCCAGGAAGCAUUAUUGGAUUAAAAGAGUGUCAAUGUGACUAAAGUUUGUUAUUUCCUGUCAAGAAGGCUUUCAUCAUUUUGAAAAAUGUACUUAGAAGGUCAUGAACAGGUGUUUUAUGCUCUCGCUAUGAAAUAUUACAUUUAUAAUGAAUGAUUCUUACUUCAAAUUCAUGUCCGCAACCAAUUAGCAGCGACAAAAGAGGGAUUACUGUAUAUUAUUUUAUAAAUGGUGGUAUUUAAUUGUGUACUUUACAUGAACGAUGCGUUUUCUAUUUGUGCGCUCUUACCUCGCAUACAGUCGUCACUCCAAAGUGCCUUCAAGGAUUGUUUCCAUGUGAGUUAUGUCUCCUAUUACCUCCAACUGGUUUGUUUUGUUUUGUGGCACUAUGUGUAUUUAUGAUUGAAAAAAAAAUACGUCAACCGAGUGUCAGUAAUAAAGGUAUUUUUUGUUCUUUG
Messenger RNA from Entelurus aequoreus (snake pipefish), 10283 nucleotides. RefSeq names its product proline dehydrogenase (oxidase) 1a (gene prodha). The transcript is spliced from 14 exons. Gene Ontology annotation, cellular component: mitochondrion. The record is from RefSeq and is a predicted model, not a curated record. Gene Ontology annotation, molecular function: FAD binding; proline dehydrogenase activity. NCBI's taxonomy places the organism in Eukaryota, Metazoa, Chordata, Actinopteri, Syngnathiformes, Syngnathidae. Bases 293 to 2146 code for a protein of 617 amino acids.